Messenger RNA from Chelonia mydas (Green sea turtle), 2791 nucleotides. RefSeq names its product phosphodiesterase 9A (gene PDE9A). Gene Ontology annotation, biological process: cGMP catabolic process. The transcript is spliced from 16 exons. NCBI's taxonomy places the organism in Eukaryota, Metazoa, Chordata, Testudines, Cheloniidae. The coding region runs from base 1325 to 2515 and encodes 396 amino acids. The record is from RefSeq and is a predicted model, not a curated record. Gene Ontology annotation, molecular function: 3',5'-cyclic-GMP phosphodiesterase activity.
UGUAGCUCACGAAAGCUUAUGCUCAAAUAAAUUGGUUAGUCUCUAAGGUGCCACAAGUACUCCUUUUCAUUUGGGGAUGAAUUUCCAUUGUCGUCAUACAAGAAACCUUGCCGAGAGCUCCACACAGAGCAAGUGCAGAAUAGGUAACAGAUAGCUGCAGAAAGAGUUGAAUUUGGCCUGUAAACUGUGCAGCAUUAUUUUACUGCAAUAUCAUUGGGUGGGUGUAAACCUUCUGAUUUUCACUUGAAAAAUGUUGGGGAGCAAAACUGAAGUCCUUUGCAAAUUAUGAAAAAACUCUUGUCUUGUAAAACCAUAUCCACUUUUGUAAAUGUGAAUUUCAGAAUGAAGGUGACAAUCACGUUGCAUGUUUGCGUUCCAGUAGGAGCUAGAGGCCCUAAUGAGGCCUGGGACACCAUUGUGCUAUGCACUGUGCAUACAUGUAAGGUCAGAUUGUGAUAUCCUGGUGCACAUUAAGUUACACAAGGAGUUGCAGUGAAAUCAAUGAGAUUACUGAUGGCAUAAGGCAGUAUUCAGCAUGAGAGGGAGAUUGCAAUCUGGCCCAUAGUAAGAGCCAUUCCCUGCCCAAAAGAGCUAAAUAGAUACAACAGACAGAAGAUAGGAGAAUGGGAAGAUUAUUAUUAUCCUCAUUUUACAGAUGGGAAAUUGAGGCACAGAAGUGCAGAUCCUCAAAGGUUUUUAGGCACCUAACUCCCAUUGAUUUCAAUGGGAGCUAGGGUCCUAAAUGCCUUUGAGGAUCUGAGCCAGAGAGAUUAAAUGGUGUCUGCAUAAUUCUCUUUUUUUUUUUUUUUUUUUGCAAUAAGCAAUUAUAUCAUUCUUGAUUAAAAUGGUGCAAAGAAAUGGUGCUUUGUCUCUUUAAGAUGAGAGGCACUACCAUUGUUAGUCAUAUAUAUUUACUGCACUCUAGGGUUGUAAAAACAUACAUUUUUGUUCUGAAAGUCAUUUAUUACAUCCAUAAACAUCACAUUGCAGUUGAUUGUUCCCUGGAUUAGAAUGUCCUGGUACUUAGUGAGUUUUGACAGGCGGAAGGAGUGAAAGUAGAACAUCUAGUUUUGUUACUGGGUUGGUUUUUAAAAGCAACUUGUCACUCUCUUGUAUGCUACAGCCAUUGAGACAGAUCUGAGAGGCAUUGAAUUCAGGGUACACAGGUUUCUGUGUUUAUUCUUACUGCUGGACUCGUAGCAUUCCAGGCAUUGUAUACGAGAAAGAGGAAUUGUUCCAGAGUAUACUGACACAGGUUGCUGAACAAUUCUCAAGGGUGUUUAAAAUCAAUGAACUGAAAACUGAAGUAGCAAAUCACUUGGCAAUGCUGGAGAAAAAGGUUGAACUGGAAGGACUGAAAGUAGUAGAGAUCGAGAAAUGCAAGAGUGACAUUAAAAAGAUGAGGGAGGAAAUGGCAGCAAGAAGCACCAGGACCAGCUGUCCCUGUAAGUACAGCUUCUUAGAUGAAAACAAGAAGUUGGCACCCCGAAGGGACGUACCAUCCUAUCCAAAGUACAUGCUGUCUCAAGAGACCAUAGAAGCACUUCGGAAACCAACGUUUGAUGUCUGGCUGUGGGAGCCCAAUGAGAUGCUGAGUUGUUUGGAACAUAUGUACCAUGAUCUCGGAUUGGUUAAAGGCUUUAAUAUCAACCCCAUCACGCUGAAGAGGUGGUUGCUGAGUAUUCAUGACAAUUACAGAAACAACCCAUUCCAUAAUUUCCGGCACUGCUUCUGUGUGACUCAGAUGAUGUACAGUAUGAUCUCACUCUGCAAUCUCCAGGAGAAAUUUCCCCAAAUUGAUAUCUUAAUUCUGAUGACUGCUGCAGUUUGCCAUGAUUUGGAUCAUCCAGGAUAUAACAACACCUACCAGAUUAAUGCCCGAACAGAGCUUGCCGUGCGCUACAAUGACAUCUCCCCACUGGAGAACCAUCACUGUGCUGUGGCUUUCCAGAUCAUUGCCCAGCCAGAAUGCAACAUUUUCUCCAAUGCUACCCAGGAACAAUUCAAACGUAUAAGACAGGGGAUAAUUACAUUAAUCCUGGCAACAGACAUGGCAAGACAUGCAGAAAUACUGGACUCUUUCAAAGAAAAAAUGGAUAAUUUUGAUUACUCAAAUGAGGAACAUGUCACCUGUUUGAAGAUGGUACUGAUAAAAUGUUGUGAUAUCUCAAAUGAAGUCCGCCCGAUGGAAGUAGCGGAACCAUGGGUAGACUGCUUAUUAGAGGAGUAUUUUAUGCAGAGUGACCGAGAAAAGUCUGAGGGACUUCCAGUGGCACCUUUCAUGGACCGAGAUAAAGUGACCAAACCAACAGCACAGAUCGGGUUCCUUAAGUUUGUCCUGAUCCCAAUGUUUGAAACAGUAACGAAGCUUUUUCCAGAAGUUGACGAAGUGAUGCUCCAACCUCUUUGGGAAUCCAGGGACCGCUACGAGGAAUUAAAACAACUAGAUGAUGCUAUGAAAGAGUUGCAAAAAAAGAAAAGUGCAAGUUUGACAACUGAGAGCACACAGAAGUGAAAAGAAAAACACUCUUAGCUACACAAAAGUCACAAGAACAGAAUUGUUGAGACCUUAAAGGUCUGUUGUGUUUGUUCACGGAGUGGACUGAUGCAGCUAAGUAUCAUGGAAUCCUUCAGCCCAGAGGAAAGAUGGUAGAAAGCUGCCGAGACCACGUCAAGAACAUAUUUUCUAAGAACUGUUGCUAUCUUCAUGGACACAAAAAAAGGAAACUUUGAUGUAUAGAAUUUUUUUAUUUUUCAACUGCUCUUCUAAAUAAUAUAUUCUUAUACAAAC